Biomphalaria glabrata is the source of this 1094-nucleotide messenger RNA. RefSeq lists its product as uncharacterized. Bases 109 to 606 code for a protein of 165 amino acids. The transcript has 4 exons. The record is from RefSeq and is a predicted model, not a curated record. NCBI's taxonomy places the organism in Eukaryota, Metazoa, Mollusca, Gastropoda, Planorbidae.
CGUUAUUUCCGCUCUGUUUGAAAACAAAUGAAAACUAGAAUCUAGACUCUCUAGAUGUUAAAAUAACAUUUCUUUGUCUUUCUGCUAUUCAGACCUAGAUUUGUGAAAAUGACCAACUGUGGUAGGAAAAGAAAAGAUUCAAGAAACCCUCCUGAAGAUCCUGAGAGAUUUGUGGUCAAUUGGUUUAAUGAGAUCAUGCGAGUCCUAGAAAGACCCACCAUCGCCAUCGCAACCUUCAUCAUUGGUGUAGGCUUCAUCGUUUUGGCUAGCAAGCAAGUCCGAUGGAGUGUGGAUUUUCUGGAAAAAUAUGGUAUCGUAAGUCCGUCAAAAGAGGAGAAUGCACUUGAUAACUUGAAGUUCCUGGCAGUGUUCCUAUUUGUCUGGAUAGACAUUGUUCUCGUGUCUUAUCUCAAGAACCUGCUUUUACAGGCCUACCAGGUGGCGGAAAGGUGGUUCUCAAAGGCGAAGAUGGUUGUCCAGAAAAUUUCCGAGAACGAGCUGGAAGAGACCAAAAAGAAGCAGCAGCCAACCGCUCCUCCCCCUCCUCCUCAACAACAGAACCAGCAGCACCACAGCCGAGGUCGAUCUAGUGGGAACCACAACUAAACGUAACGAGACAUUUGAUUGGUUCAUUUAAAUAGUUCCAACCAGUAAAUUGACUACCUGUUAAUAUGAGCUGAAUAACUCGCUUAUGCCCAUACACGCACACACACACACACACAUACAACCCUAAUAAACACGAAAUAAACCCUUUGCAACAGAAAUAAUUGCUUGGAGACAAGAAAGCCAACACGAACACACUCACACUAACGGGACUUAUUGAAUAGAACCUGGCGUUGUUUUAUUGAAUGUUUAUUCACUGGGUCUUAUAUUGGUUAUGGUUGAAAACAAAUUAACCGUCGAAAUGGUGAAAGUAUACAUUGUUAUCUAAAGAGAUUUUUUUUUCAUAUCGAUAUAUCAAGAGCUAUUGAUACCAUUUAUUUCAUACAAGAUUCACUGUCAUAUAUGUGUUUGUUAUAUCAUUUUUCUAUUAUAUCGUGUACUAUUAUUUUCUUACAAAAUAAAUAAAUAAAUAAAUAAAUAUAUAUAUAUAA